This is a messenger RNA of Mangifera indica (mango), 1082 nucleotides long. RefSeq lists its product as uncharacterized. The transcript has 2 exons. Lineage: Eukaryota; Viridiplantae; Streptophyta; Magnoliopsida; Sapindales; Anacardiaceae. Bases 283 to 753 code for a protein of 156 amino acids. The record is from RefSeq and is a predicted model, not a curated record.
AAGUCUUCGAUUGCAUUUUCCAAUUUUCUUCAAGAAACAAGGCAAAAGAGAAAGACACUGGGUAAAAACUCUGCAAAUUCCAAAGAUCAUUAUCACCUUCCUGUAAAAAAUGGCCAAGGAUCACCCCACUUCUCUGUCUUUUUAGAGUUUUGUUUGAGUAUAGAAAAGCCUUUAAGUACAGCUGCAACUUCAACUCUUGGAACAUUCAGCUCUUUCUUACUAUUAUGUGCAGUAGCAGUGUGGCACUGCCAUGAACAACACGUAAACUUGGCCUAAUUGAAAAUGGGAGGUGGAGAAAAUGGCUACAAUAACUACAACUACAGUAAUAGUGCAUGGGCGCCAGUAGGUGCGCCAUUGAACAGCGUGCAGAGGGAAUUUCACUGGAGACACUUCGACAACUCCGUUAAUGCGGUGUCGUUUGGUUUUGUAGCUACUGCUGUUCUCAUCUCUAUGUUCUUGGUCAUAGCCAUAUUUGAAAGAUUUUUUCGACCCACUUCGCCAAUUGGUAACCCCACGCGUGGUGAUGUUGAAUCGCAGUUGCCCUUUAAUUCCAAGCUUGGCUACCCUUCACCAAAUAUGACUGUAUAUGCCAAUGGUGUUUCUGUGUUGAUGCCUGGAGAUGAUAUCCCAACUUUCAUUGCACACCCAGCCCCAGUGCCUUGCCCUCCUGAACGCAUUUCCUGGCCACACCAUCAACAUCACCCUUUGCCCAAUUCCACCCGUAAUUCAAAUUCAAACUCAAGCUCUAUAUGAGAAGACUAGUACUCAGAAAACUGCUGUGUGCUACAUUUCAAGUCUCGUUUGGUAUAACUGAAGGAAAAUUAUUUGUAAAGAAAAGCAAGUAUGCCGGAUAUGCUCUAGGUGCUGCCUUUUUCUUCAACCUUUUCACCCUUGUGCUAUUUAUGUUCUGUGUAUAGCAUUAGUUAUUGGUGGGUGGCAUGUCUGAAACACAAUAGGCUAGCAAUGAUUCAAUAUUAUUACAUAUGUAAACUAAAUUAAAAAGGCUUAAACAUGUGGGUUAACCAUUAUAAUCAGAUUAUGAAACAAAUCAAAUUUCUGUUUUCAAGCAUGCCAUUCCAUAA